UAAAUGAAAAGUCGUGCGGUCUAGAGAGAGGAGUGCUAAAGCGGAAGGGAAAACCCUAACCACCUUCUAUUUUCUUUUCUUCUCUUCCUUCAAUUGUUUUGGCUUCAAUUAUGAAAAAGAUUCAUUUGAUAACUAUUUUCAGUUCUAUUUAUAAAUUAAUUUCCUAGCGUUAUCUAGAGAUGUUAUUUUCGGUAACGAGUUGUCGUCUACCAGAUGUAUAUUCCUCGUCAUCGGUCGGGUGUUCUUGUGUGCUAGUAAUAGAUUUCUAGCGACUUCUUCAUCAAUCAUAAAUCUGGAUUUCUUCUGCAUCAAUAUUGAGACCGAUCGCCCCCUCCUAAACCACCAACGAUCCAGGAAGAUGGGAUUGCAUGGAUUGCUUUCUUUCCAGUGGCAGGUGAAACCGAAACAAAUUUGGUACUUGGCUCCUUAUCGGUGGCUUGCAGAACCAGGAAAUUUAGUAGUUCCUUGUUGGUGGCUGGUCAAACCGGAUCCAUUUUGAGUAGCAUGAGCAGUCCUAUUGCGAGCCAAGGGGGAUCAACCUGUGAUGAACGUUCUCAAGAAUUCAGCUCUGUCAUCUAUUAUGGCAGUAGGAAACGGCGAAGAUAAUUCUUCACCAAAAAUCGACCAUAUGUCCCAACUCUUCCUGGGAACACAAGAUAGGUCGGCCAAUUUCAUAACGACCGUACAUGGGAUGGGGCAGAAUCUUGAAAACCGAUCUGAAUUCAUGGGUUUGUCGUUGCGAACUGAGAAGCGCAGCAUGGGUCAGAUGGUGCAGGGGACAAAUCAACCCGACAAAAUUGAACUGAUGAACGAUAGUGGAAGAAUUGGGUACAAAGAUGGAAUAGCCGGGCAUGGUCAUGAGAGUGUCCGAAUUCAUGCUUCCGCGGUGGAGUCUUCUUCUUGUGGAACAUAUGCCGUAGUGGAACAAAUGGAAGGGCAAGGCCUUCCAGGCUUGAAACCCGAACAGUGGCAGGCCCUUUUGGCAACUUUUGGUAAACCUAACUCUAUUAAUAAUGGAGUAUCCGGUAAAUUUGAUGUUUUUUCAUGGAUAAUUGAUACAGGAGCAUCUAAUCAUGUGACCGGGAAUCUUUCUUGCUUAAGUGAUGUCCAGGAUAUUAAUCCGUGUUCAGUUGGAUUACCAAAUGGUCAAAAAGUAAUAGCUGCUAAAGAGGGAUAUGUCCACUUGUCUGAAUCAAUAUGCUUAUCUCAUGUUCUAUUUGUUCCAAAAUUAAACUGCAGCCUUAUUUCAGUGUCCCAACUUGCAGAAGACCUUGAUUGUUUUAUUCAAUUCACUGCUAAUAUUUGUGCUAUUCAAGAUGGGAACUCGAGAAGACUGAUUGGAGCGGGUGAGCGGAGGAAUGGACUCUAUUAUUUUCAGGAUGUCUCUCGUACUCAAAUUUUUGGUGUUCAGAAAGGAACUGAUCACGUGACCACUUGGCAUAAGCGGAUGGGACAUCCUUCAGAAACAGUUAUGAAAUGGCUCCGACCUGUAUUGAUGCAUAUAAGAGAUCAUGUGGAGAUUCC
Messenger RNA from Cuscuta epithymum, 1524 nucleotides. The record is from the annotation of a GenBank genome assembly. NCBI's taxonomy places the organism in Eukaryota, Viridiplantae, Streptophyta, Magnoliopsida, Solanales, Convolvulaceae.